This is a messenger RNA of Brettanomyces nanus, 1029 nucleotides long. RefSeq lists its product as uncharacterized. The record is from RefSeq and is a predicted model, not a curated record. The transcript has a single exon. Bases 1 to 1029 code for a protein of 342 amino acids. Gene Ontology annotation, biological process: regulation of cyclin-dependent protein serine/threonine kinase activity. Gene Ontology annotation, cellular component: nucleus; cyclin-dependent protein kinase holoenzyme complex. Gene Ontology annotation, molecular function: cyclin-dependent protein serine/threonine kinase regulator activity; protein kinase binding. NCBI's taxonomy places the organism in Eukaryota, Fungi, Ascomycota, Pichiomycetes, Pichiales, Pichiaceae.
AUGUCUGAUUUAGAAGCUCUUCACGUCUUUGUCAAAAGACCUGUCUCCGAGGAGAUGAUCCAAUUUUUGGUUGACACUACAAACUCUGUUAUCACCCUUAGUUCAUGCCCAGAUCACUACCCCACAGAUGGAUACCACGGCUAUCUCACACCACCUUCUACACCUCCAUUGUCUUCCGUCAAAAGUUCCAAGAUUCCUUCUUUAUUCAAGUUCAUCGAGCAUCUAAUCAAGUAUUCCCACGUUCCUACUUCCACACUCAUGUCUUCUUUGGUGUAUCUCACGAGACUCAGACAGGUGCUACCUCCUAAUUCAGUUGGCAUGGAGUCCACUAGGCACAGAAUCUUUCUUGGUGCUUUGAUUCUCGCUGCAAAGAGCCUAAACGACUCCUCUCCACUCAAUAAACACUGGUGCAAGUACACCGAUGGUCUCUUAACCCUGAACGAUGUUAAUGCCUUGGAGCUCGAUAUGAUCGAAUAUCUGGGCUGGGACAACCUCACCAUUUCCAACGAUGAUCUCGUCAAGAAUCUUAGCCAUUUCUUGGAACCAAUCAAAUGGAAACUUAGACACGAAAGAGAGCUCAAGUUAUCUGAGGCCAGAGCUGCAGGCUUUGCUGCUGCUGAUGUUGUGGUUUCUGCACCGCUUGCAUCUCCUACAGAGCCUCUUUUCGCUCACAGCAACUCUUCGCAUUUCUCUAUACCCCAUCCUACUUAUUGCUCUGGCGAUUAUAUACCUUCACCAACUUCUUCUGUUGGUACUAGUUCCUCUGUGGCUCCGAUGUCUGUCGAUUCUUCUAUGCUUUCAGUUCCUUCCUUGGCCUCAUCGUCAUCUACAACUUCUGACUCCACCAUUUCUAGUAUACUGACCGAUUCACUCUACUCAAAAUCUCCAAAAUUGGCCAAUAUCGCUGGCAUAUCUUUGAAGCCCCUAAGACUCAAGGGUUACGUUGAUUCUCUUUCAAAUAAAGAGAACAACUAUAAACUGUCAGCGGACUACUCACAUCAACCUCGUAUGGCAAUCGAGAGCCUUUAA